AUGUCCGCGCUACGAGCUUGCAAGCAGGCCCUCCCCAGGCAGCCUCUCGGGAAGGCCUUCAACGCUGCCAGAGCAUUCAGCACAGAGACACCGCCCGCAAAGGCCCAGGAACAGCAGCCCGAGAUCGCCCCUGCCCCCCCGAGGGAUGUUGUAACCGCCGAUAUACUCAGUGGUGCCCCCGGCGAACUACGUCACCGCUCAGUGAGGAUCUUCCAGCCGACACGCAGUACUACUCAAAGCGGCACGGGCAAGUCUCAUCGCUGGCGGAUCGACUGGGAUAUCUUGCCAGGCGGAGGCAGAUGGGAGAAUCCCCUUAUGGGUUGGGCUAGCUCAGCCGACUACAUGCAGGGCACGCGCUUGUCAUUCCGGUCAAAGGAGGAUGCGGUCCACUUCGCCGAGAAGCAGGGCUGGGAUUACUUCGUGCAAGAGCCCGAAGUCAAGCGAAUCCCUCCCAAGAAUUACUCCGAGAACUUCCUCUACAGACCGAACAAGCUCAGGAUCGUUCGCACGAAGUAG
Molecule: messenger RNA, 516 nt
Organism: Postia placenta MAD-698-R-SB12
Lineage: Eukaryota; Fungi; Basidiomycota; Agaricomycetes; Polyporales; Adustoporiaceae
Exons: 4
Coding region: 1-516 (171 amino acids)
Biological process (GO): electron transport chain
Source: RefSeq, a predicted model, not a curated record